This is a messenger RNA of Dreissena polymorpha, 1081 nucleotides long. RefSeq lists its product as uncharacterized. The record is from RefSeq and is a predicted model, not a curated record. Bases 159 to 917 code for a protein of 252 amino acids. NCBI's taxonomy places the organism in Eukaryota, Metazoa, Mollusca, Bivalvia, Myida, Dreissenidae. The transcript is spliced from 3 exons.
GCGGUUAUCACAACAUGCAAACGUAAAUGAAUGUCGGCAUUAUGUUUACAAAAUCGAAUUCCCGGUAAAGAAAACAAAACGUCAAUGAAAAGUAAUAAAAUUGUUAAAAAUACGAAAGGCAGCAUCAGUGAACUUCACAAAAGUAGCUGGUCUGCAGUAUGGAGGUGAACCCAGGUCCUCCCAGCCAGUGCUAUUGCUGUGAACGUGUCACCCCCUCCCUCAUGGACAUUGACGCUGCACUCAACGAGCUUGGCAUGCUCAGCUCUGUCACAGACAGCAGAAGACAGUAUUUACAGGAGAGGGGACGAACAAGAAGUGAAAGCGCCAUACUGACAAAGCAUUCAAGUAGGCCCAAGGCCCACAGUCUACCAGUGAGUUCUUCCAUGUCAAACUAUCACAUUCUACACAUUGACACUAAAUACGUGACCGGGUUUUCGGACACGCAAACACGUGUAAAUUCCAGCAACGAGGCUGGUUCAUCUCAUGAGCCAGAUCAACGCAAUGAUGAAGUAUUCGUAGAUCACAGUAAGGAGUACAGAAACCCGCGUGAGGAUAUUGAUUCUUCCAUUGAGAACAACAGAAGAACGAGAAUGAUGCGAAUGAAGCACAGGCAGACAGACUUUUCGGCUCGAAGUCGAAGAAUGUUGGCUCGAAAGCGUGCUCAGCAACCGUACGAAGUUCCAUGGCGGUUGACCCAGUCUUUCCAGGAGGGUCUCCUCCUGAAGCCAAAUGAUCCCCAAGAAUCAAAGUCAAAUUCAUCUUCCCCGGUGAAACCUAUAAAUCCAGAAUCUUUGCCGAGAUCAAGGUCACUCGACAAUCUCGACUUCUCUUCGUUCUUCAUCAGUGGGAGCCUGGAGAGACCUGAUAUUGACAAUGUUGCUAGUGGCAUUAAAAACUUAAAUGUCUCAGACACAUAACAAAAACUUUGUUGUUGAUGUUUCUGUUGUUUUGUUUCAAUAUGUGGUUGUGAUUAUAUGUUGACCCUUUUUUCAAUGUAUUGGCUUAUUAUAUUGAAGUUAUGAGGAGAUUAACUUAUUUCUGAGUAUUUUGCAAUAAUAAACAAGGUUUUCCUUGCUUCACA